UGCUGCUGAUCAGAAUCCAAUCUCAGAAAACAUUCUAAAUUCCAGGUAUUUAGCUCAGAAUCACCAAUAUUCUUUAUUCAUCUCAGCCUGUGUAAGAGUGUGGGUGAUGUGAGGCGUUUGUUUGGUGUUUGUUUGUUUGGUUUUUUUUUUUUUUAAAUAGGGUAAAUAUUCUUUUAGGUCUCACUACUGGAACUAAGCUCACUGGUGCAUGACAAGAUUCAGAAUAUGAUUAAAAUUAAAGGAGACUUGCAGGCCACCAAGGAAGAGAUAAGGAUAGCAACGAAUUCGUUGGACAGAGACAGAUUGAUGAGCAGCCUGAACAGCAAGUUGUGGUCUCUGCAAAGUGAUAUACAAACUCUACAUGAAAUCUGCAGGAACCAAGGAAGGACCUUGGAAGUGGAAGAGCUCUCCAUUCAUGAGAUGGAAAGCAAUAUAAGCCUGUGUAAGCAGCAGCUGCAAGCAGAGUUUGUGUGCUGUAACCAGGCCCGUCAGAUACAACUCCAUCAACUAAAGGAAAAAUUGCUGACCCUUCAGCAGGAACUGGAGAUUCGCACAGAAGAAUUACAGUCUUCUUACUGCUCACUCUUACAGUAUCAGUCCAUCCUGGAUAAGCAGAGCUGUGACCUAGAAAUGCUUCACCAGCACUGCCAGAUGAAGGAGGAUGAGGUCACAAUCUAUGAGGAAGUGAUGGAGAAAAAUAAAGAAGAUAAUGUAAGACUGCAGGAGAAACUCCAAAUAUCUCAGGAACAACUUGCCUUGGCUGAAAACAGGAUCACCUCCCUGGAAAGCAGUUUGAAUCUUUACAAGGAUAAGUAUCAGGCAGCCGUGAAUAGCCUUGAAUUGCUGGAGUGUCAAAUGAAGGCCUUAGAAGGAGAUGUCAAAAUCAUCUCCACUCAGGGAGAAGAUGGCAAGAAGGAUCAGCCAAAGGAAAGAACUACAGAAUGUUUACUCUAUGAGCUGAAGGAGACUCAGAAGCGCCUGCACGAUGCAUUGAAAAAUGGCACUGAACAGGAAGAAGUUCUUCAGGAGCUUCGCCAUAAGCUCAUUUGCAGCAAUCUUAAAAUAUUGGAUCAUGAAGAGACUCUGAUAAAAUUAGAAGUGGACUUUGCUACCUAUAGAAUGUCCCACAGACAACUUUUCUGCCCUCCAGAUGAGUCAGAGGAUAUCAAACAGAUCUUGGCACAUCUUGAAGAGCAGUGUGAAUACCAAUGCCUCCGGGUAGAAGAGCACCAGUACCUUCUGAGGGACAUGAAGAAAGAACUGGAAAGAGUGUCAGAGCAGAAGAAGAAGAUCAUGAAGGACCUCAUGAAGCUGGAGUUAGACAUGCACAACCUUUUGCAAGAGACAGCCACCCAAACAGAGCGUAAGGAUGGAGAAAUGAAGGACCUAAAGGAACACAUAAAGAAUCUGGAGGGCCAACUGAAAGAGUCCCAGACACUCUGUUUAGAGAAGGAAAAGGUCAUUCAGGAGAAAGACGAAGACCUAUGUCAAAAAAAGCGGGAAAUGAUUGAAAUGCAAAAUACUCUUGAAGCAAAGGACUCAGAUUUACAGACGCAAAAGGCCAAAGUGGAAGAGGUAGAGGAUGCCCUCCAGGUGUUGAAGGAUAAAGAGGAAAAAUGUGAGACUCAAAAUGCUGCCCUGGAUGCUCAGAUCCAGCAGCUUCAGUGUAACCUGCAUGAGACCCACCAAGGACAGCUGAUAAUGGGUGAGUGACUUACAGAACGAGCAAGACUUGUAGAACAGUAAGCAACUCUCCCAAUAAAACACUAACUCACAUUUUUUAUAAAGCUUUCAUGUUUACAAAGGACUUUCCUUACUAUAGCACAUGAGGUAGGCCACCUAAACAGCAUCCCCAUUUAACAUAUGGAGAAACUCAGAUCAAGAGAGGCUCCAUGAUUUAUCCAAGUUUACUAGCAUUUUCUUCUCUUCCCUUAGAGUCUUAAUUCCACUCUCAUCCACUCGACCUUUGCUUACCUCUCACUCUCUGUGAUCUCACUUUAUGGAGAUUAAGACUGACCAUUCUGAGUGUCCUCAAGAGCCCCCCUACUUCACCUCAACAUAUCACUGUCUUCAUUCCCAUUUUCCCAGUAUUGCAGGAAAAGCUUCCAUCUUCCACUCUAAAACUAACUCUCUUCCUGUCUACCACCGAUUCAGUCCAAUGAUCACAUUCAAGGAUCAUUCUUUCCCACUGUUUAAACAACAAUACAGUUUAGAACCUAAUUGUUCUCCACCCCUCUUCAAAAAAAUAAACAGCCCUUUCUGAGUUUUUCAUUUCUGACAUUUCUCCCAAGCUAGAAACCUUGAAACCAUGUCUUGAAACAGUCUCUUCCUUGUCCUGUUGGCUACUAAAUCCCAC
Molecule: messenger RNA, 2356 nt
Organism: Antechinus flavipes (yellow-footed antechinus)
Lineage: Eukaryota; Metazoa; Chordata; Mammalia; Dasyuromorphia; Dasyuridae
Product: polyamine-modulated factor 1-binding protein 1-like
Exons: 10
Coding region: 226-1713 (495 amino acids)
Biological process (GO): spermatogenesis
Source: RefSeq, a predicted model, not a curated record